Messenger RNA from Exophiala viscosa, 2070 nucleotides. RefSeq lists its product as uncharacterized. The transcript has 2 exons. Gene Ontology annotation, biological process: intra-Golgi vesicle-mediated transport. The coding region runs from base 1 to 2070 and encodes 689 amino acids. NCBI's taxonomy places the organism in Eukaryota, Fungi, Ascomycota, Eurotiomycetes, Chaetothyriales, Herpotrichiellaceae. The record is from RefSeq and is a predicted model, not a curated record. Gene Ontology annotation, cellular component: COG complex; Golgi apparatus.
AUGGAACCGGGCACAACUAUCAACACGUGGCAGCAGGCUUUCCAAGAUCAUCGGAUUCCCACGACGAGGGCAAUUGAGAAGCAACUUCGCGCCGGCGUCUCGCGAGAUAAGGAGAAGCUCAGGGCUCUCGUAGGAGGCAGCUACCGAGAACUACUAGCAACAGCAGAAGCCAUCGUAGUCCUGCAAGAGAAAACCAAGGUCACAGAAGACCACCUCUCAUCCAUUAGCCACAACUGCAGACCGCCGCAGCAUGAAGCUUCCGCCAAAUCUUCACCACCUGAAAAGGUCGCACUCGCUCAACUGCGACUGCUACAGCGAUGUCAUACCACUUCUUCCACCUCAUUACGCAAUCGCAAUCUCUUGCAAUGCUCCAAACUGCUGUUCCUCUCACGCUUGUUAUUGAAGUCGUUGGACAACCAAGAAUCGCUGUCUGAAAGCCUCGAGUACUUAAGGAACAAGUUCGGAGUCCUCCGUAGACAACUACUCCGACAAAUCGAUGCCACGCUGGUCAAUCCUGUCUCCAACGUGCCAGAUUUACUAGAAGGAAUAUGUUCUUAUUGCCUGGUUACGAGCGUCUCCACUGAGGAUGCUCUCACACAUCUUCGCCAGCUCAGACUCGAGAAACUACGACGUCAAUUGGACAAGCCGCACGGUCCUGAAACAAUAUGUGAAGGACUGCAAUAUCAACUCGCCUCUCUGCAGACUUUCAAGGCCUUAAAUGGGCGUCCUAUCAUCGAAGCAAUGAACAACCUGCGAAAGAAACCAAUCUUGGAAGACCCGGCGAUCAACACAAUCGAGUCAUUAGACCUUGACCGCCUGUGGCCGCUUCUACCUGAAGAGAUCCGUACGUUUGUCCCCUAUUUCAAACGGAGUGCCCCGAGUGCCGAGGAGAUGCAAGCAAAAUUGGAGGCUUGGUCUCGAGAAGCAUGCCAGCUACUCUCCAACUCCGUGGACGACCAUCUUUCCAAGCUGGACGAUAUCACAGGAGUACUGGAAUUGAGGAAGGACAUCUACGAAAUACUAUUGCCAGUGUACUUCUCGACACCUGCUAGCAAUGACAUCAACAAGCACAUCAGACAUUCACUCAACCAGAGGAUAUCCCAGAUUUGCCAUUCACAAGGAGACCGACUUAGCCAGGUCACUCAGGCACUGAUUGAGAGUGCUGUCGGCAACGCGUCGACAAAGUCUCUGUGGGACGCUGAAAUAGUCCAGACGAGCUUGGAGAGAGGAGCAUCAAAGAUGAUCGCCCGGGUCAAGUCACGUCAUUCUGGGUUGAAUGCGAGAUUAUCGAAGUCGAGUAGAACCUUGAACGCCUGGAUAUCUACACUCCACGCAACUCAGAAAGUUAUCGACGAGCUGCCGAAAGUGCGGUGGCGUGACGCAAUCGAGGAACCAGAUGAUGAACAGGAGGAAGAGGCAGCGCAUGUGAUCAGGAUGCUCUGCAAGGAGGAUCCCUCUGUCUACAGUGAGAGUUUGGAAGGGGCACUUCAGAAGGCUCUGUCCAAAUAUGAGACAAGCCUUGCGUCUGCCGCAUCUGCUAUUGGUGGCGAUUGUCCCGAUAUCUCCAAGGCGGUAUACCUGUUGCGUUCGAUAAGGGUCUCAGUAUCGGCAUUGCAGCACGCUUUCCCGGAAGGGGCCAGCGUCAAAGGCCUGGAGGGGAUUGUGCCACGACUGCAUCAGAUUCUUGCUGCAGAUGUCAUGAGGCGCUUAUCCGAAAUGACAGAACGAGAUGGUACCGUCCGGAAGUGGGACAAAUCACAAUUACCAGAAAACAUGCCAUCUCCGAAGGCGUUCAUGACAUUGCGACGGCUAUGCAAUAUCGUGACCGAGAUAGGUGGGACUGACAGCUGGUGUACACCUGCUCUCACGCUAGUGAAGAAGGACGUCGGUGCCAGAGUCUUCAUGCCGGAACACAGGCAAGAUUAUAUGGAGCAUGAAUUUGACGAAGCAUAUCUCAGGAUAGCGUUGGAUCAGGAAGAUGGCUCAGCUGUCGAGAUGAAGCGAAAAUCUCCCGUCGAAUUUGAUUAUUGGCUGAGGACUAAGCUUCUCUUCGGUGUGCUAUCAACAUGA